GAGGAAAGACGCAUACUUUAGACAUGGAAGUGUCCAGUGACAAGCUUUUUUGCUGCAGUUGGUUGCGCCGCAGGAUUCCCUUGGCACACAGAGAGGAACUGUACCACAUCCUGAGGAUGACGGGGCCUCUGCUGCUGUCUCGGAUCCUCAGUUACCUCCUGCCUUUCGUUGUCACAAUGUUCUGUGGGCGUCUGGGAAAUGAAGUGAUGGCGGGCUACGGACUGGCUUCUGCUACCAUCAACGUUACCACUGUGGCAACAGGUUAUGGUCUGGGACUGGCGUGCGAUACUCUGGUAUCUCAGACGUUUGGGGGUAGGAAUCUCCUGCAGGUGGGAGUGAUCCUUCAGAGGAGCAUCAUCAUCUUGCUGCUGUUCUGUCUCCCUUGCUGGGGGCUGCUCAUCAACGCACAACCCAUCCUGCUGUGUGUGGGUCAGGACCCGGAGGUGGCCAGAAUAGCCCAGCUCUAUAUAACAGCCUUCCUUCCUGCAGUGCCAGCAAUGUUUCUCCACAACCUUCAGGUGUCUUACCUACAGAACCAGGGUAUAAUACUGCCACAACUCUACACGGCUGCCAUGGCAAAUAUAGCAAAUGUUGCCACAAACUAUUUCUUUCUUUACUGGCUGAACCUGGGAGUCAGUGGCUCUGCUGCAGCAAACACUUUGUCUCAGAUAUACAUCUGUUCUUUUCUGUUUGCUUACAUUCGGUGGAAGAAACUGCAUGUGAAAACAUGGGAAGGCUGGUCUGUGGCAUCACUACAGGAAUGGGGCUCCUACAUGAAACUGGCCAUCCCCAGUACUUUAAUGAAGUGUUUUGAGUGGUGGGUUUAUGAACUUGGUGGAUUCCUUGCAGGAGUGCUGAGUGAGGAGGAGCUUGCAGCCCAGCAUGCUGUGAUAAUGGUGGCUUUCAUCACCUACAUGUUUCCGCUUGGUAUUCAAGCUGCGGCAUGCGCCAGAGUGGGGAAUGCUCUCGGUGCAGGAGACACCGCCAGGGCCCGGCUGACAAGCAAGGUCUCGCUCUGUCUGGCAGCUGCCUUUGCAGUGGUGGAGGGUGUUGUGCUUGGGUGCUCCAAAACAGUGAUUGGCUUUAUCUUUACCUCUGAUGAGAAGAUCAUAGCUUUGGUCUCACAUCUGAUGAAUGCCUACUGUUUCCUUCAGUUCUUUGAUGGGCUUGUGGGUGUGUGCACAGGCAUCUUCUUGGGAACGGGCAAGCAGAAGAUACCAGCUGUGGCUAACUUCAUUGGCUACUACUGCGUAGGGCUUACGCUGAGUGUCACUUUAAUGUUCGUUGCAAAACUGAGAGUUCUAGGUUUUUGGGUGGGACUACUGGUUUGUGUCAUUUUGCAGUCCACUUUCUACAUUAUAGUUAUCUUCAGACUGAACUGGGAGAAAGUAACAGAGGAGGCUGUGAAACGAGCUCAGAAAACAACCCACAUGACAUCAUUAAGCACCUCCGGCCUCUCAGACACUGAUCCAACAGCAGAGCCGACAACCUGCAGUGGCAAAUCAGCGGACGGAUACAUAUCUGUCAGUACUGAGAGUCAGGAUGGAAAUCCUGAAAGGCAAGGUGGCUGUGAGGUCCAGCAGCUGAAAGACAGACACCUCUCCACCACCCAGCUGAUCAUCAGGAGAGGCCUCACCGUGUUAGUAGCAGUUGCUCUCCUAGCUGUGGGAACAGCGGUGCACCUCCUCGUUCCUUUGCCAGAGAUCCGGUUUGCAGAGGGCAACAACACCGCAACAGACUGGAUCAAUGCAACGUAUACCCCUGAUCCAAUUUUCUCCACCAUGUUGGUCCCUAAUGGACAGUCAGAGUGA
Molecule: messenger RNA, 1811 nt
Organism: Fundulus heteroclitus (mummichog)
Lineage: Eukaryota; Metazoa; Chordata; Actinopteri; Cyprinodontiformes; Fundulidae
Product: multidrug and toxin extrusion protein 1
Exons: 17
Coding region: 24-1811 (595 amino acids)
Biological process (GO): xenobiotic detoxification by transmembrane export across the plasma membrane
Cellular component (GO): membrane
Molecular function (GO): xenobiotic transmembrane transporter activity; antiporter activity
Source: RefSeq, a predicted model, not a curated record